Molecule: messenger RNA, 3642 nt
Organism: Bacidia gigantensis
Lineage: Eukaryota; Fungi; Ascomycota; Lecanoromycetes; Lecanorales; Ramalinaceae
Exons: 1
Coding region: 1-3642 (1213 amino acids)
Source: RefSeq, a predicted model, not a curated record
AUGCCGCGGCCACGAAAGAGGCACUGCAAGAGGCCUUCUACACGUCGCUAUCUUGUUUUACGCCACGGUCGUCGAUUGAUCAAGGCUGAACAAGAUUUUCAGUUUGCAGCGCUCGCAGACGAUCAAUUGGCUCCAGGUCACGAGCAGCUCUUUUCCUCCAACGUCCCUGGCUUGCGAGCUGGCUCUUACACGAUUUCGGUCGUCCAGGAGAUUGUGCCAGACAAAGAUAGCCCUGACGUGAACAAGAGCGUGCCUAGUCAGCAAAAGUUCACGGUUUUCUCGCCCAAGUUCACCAUAGCAUCCGAUGCCUUGUACUCGGUCUAUCCACCGGAGAGCCAUAGUGUCAGACCAGAAGUACUACCCCAUGUGGUCUUCAACGACGCCACCGUUCCGUGGGAACGCUACGGAAGCUACAUCGCCGAGAGGACUCCACCAGCGGACUACGUGUACAACCGAGUGCCCUGGGUUGCAUGCUUGCCUUUUACGACUGAUGAGCUGAAGCUGCCACCGGAAGCCUUGCAAGGCAGCAAGAGCCUGUUUCGCGACACAGAUUCGCUUAAAGGUGGUGCGGAGCAGACCUCCAGUAUGGCAGUAAGUAUGGCAGUUGCGGACGUGUUCAAGUUGGACAGCUCUCAAGUCGCCACGCCGUUUGUCAGCGCUCAAGAUACGCGCGAUGAUGUUGCAAACUUGGUUUUUAUCAAGUCAAUGCAAUUCAACAGCCUUUUCGCCAAGCUCGAUAAGCAGGGCGCUAUUCUAUCGAGCUCAAGUCCAGAUGUUGGCCGCUUCCGUUUCUUAUCGCACGUGCGCAAGGUCAACACAAAGGGCAUGGCGGAUGCUGACGAACACGAUGACGAGACCCAGACAGAGCGGGAGUUCGGUGUCACUGUCUCACAUCGGACCGGCCCCUUGAAAAUCGAGGAGCCUGUCAGUCUUGCGGCGCACCUGCUGUCGAUUGAAGGUGUCGAGCAGAUGCAAGGCUUUCCCAUACAGCAGGAGUACGUAGCUCUGGCAUCACUUCAUAGCUGGAAUUAUAUGUGUCUACCACCGAACUCUUUCAAUCUAGCGGCAACAUUUGAGGCUCUAGCGCGGACGAGUGGCCCUCUAAGGCCCUCGGUGCCAGAGUUGAAACCUUCUAUCUUCGGAGAGCCUCCAGACCCUAUCCAGACUCGGGUGAUGACUCGCAUUGCCGACGGAUAUUCAAUGGUCAAUUAUCGUGCUAUCACCGGUGAAACAAGUGCCGCGCUUUUGAGAGGUCCCUUUACCCCCACAAAGGUCCAGUAUCCACAGUGGGAUCUCCUCUCCAAUUCCGGCGCUGGUCUUCAGAUUCUUGACCAGCAACUUGGGAUCAUGGACAUUACCUAUUCUUCAGCAUGGCAGCUCGGUCGUACUCUAGCCAUGGCUGAUCAACCGUACUCUACGGCUUUGUCCAGAGUCCGAAAGGCAAUCACGGAUCCCGCCCUCUACAAAUCGCAGCAGCAAGCGCUUGAGAAGCGGGGUUCCAAACUCAGAGAUCGGGAACAGCUAAUUGCGUCGUUGCACGCGACAACUCGAGACCUAGUGCUGACGUCCAAUCCAGCAGAAUGCGAAGGCACUUCUACGGUACCAGCCUUGCGUUGGAGGGUGCCGCGCCGGACCACGCCUGUACUGUCAUACCACAGCGACGAAGUCGGCGAGUUUCUCGAGGAUAACCUCGUUGAGCAAGCGUUGAAGAUUGCAAGCAGUCCUGAUAAGAAAGAUCCAGCACAGCCUUACGGGCCUCCGUACGACGAAUACAACACUCCGUACUCAGCAGACUGGGUGGUGGUCUUGCGAUUUGUACUUGAUCUUUCGUACUUGGUCAACAUCCCCGCACAAUACCUUAUCACCGACCCGUCACAUGUUCCGAUAGAAUCCUUCCGUUUCUUUCACAUUGACCAAAACUGGGUUGACGCUCUUGUGGACGGAGCACUCAGUAUUGGCAACCAUAUUGAUCCCACGGAUGACAGGGCCCGUCGCGCCAUCAAACAGGCUAUCAAUCGGUACUUUUCCACGCCUAAUUCAACCCUAAAUUACCCUCCACCAGUGCCACGGUACGGAUUCUACAUGCGCUCAGCAGUAGUGACCAAGUUUCCCGAUCUUGUCCUCUCAACCAAUCCAGUCGCCGAUACCGCAGGAACACCGAUAUUGGGCCGCCACGAUAUCAUCGAUACCAAUCUCAUGCUUGGGCUUCUAAACCAUGAGCCAGUGCCGAAAGAGACCUUCUCAUUGACCUUCACGCAGCCUGCACAUCAGCAAUCGUUCACUGCUGCAGCAACGCUGUCUGAUCAGGAUAUCAAAACUUCGUACUCGCGCAUCUACACCGUUCCAAAUCCUGCGGAUCCAGAUCGCAACAAACCUAUUGACGAUCACCUCUGGAAGCGUGGAGAAACGUCAGAUCGAGGAAGUGUCUUUUGCUGGGGUACCGACAACGAUAGUGACGAUAUUCGAGCAUUACAUGUCGAGAACAUGGCUUUGGACUUAUACACCGUUUUGCAGACACAGCUCAACAAGCUUGAUCCGAACUUUUUCAAGGAGAAGAUCCAAACGGCGGCAAUGAUGGGAAUACAGCUCAAUGACCCAUGUUGGCAGCUCCAAUUCGAAGCCCCAAAGACUGAAUGCCCGUCGGGUGAAGUGGCGAUGCAACUUACAUAUCGAACGGCUAAAACACUGUCCCUUGAGUGCUCACGGUCUAUUGCUGACCUUCAGCCAACAAGUCACCGUAUUCCUACCUUCCAAGAACGGGCCUUGGCACCCAUAUUCAAGCCAAAGUUCAAUCCGCCGCAUUUUCAAGCCGUGCUUGACGCUUCGAUCCUGCUUCCGAAUGAUGGCACAGCAAGAGACGAUGGGGUAAGCCCUCUUUCUAAUCUCCAAAACACCGGAGGAGGGCUUGAUUCAGGCGGAUCCUCACCAGUUGUCGUAACACCAUCCUCAAGCCCCUCGUCUUCACCUGAUACAUCACCCACCCACCGAUGUAAGACCCACGAGCUCAACGAUCUCGCAUCCAUCUCGCUGUCGAAUAGCUGGCACUUCACCAAGUUCCGAUCAACACUGAGUAACGAUGCAAUGGACGGCGAAGGCGGCGCAGCGCCACCAGUCUUCAAAUGGAAAGUUGCACCCGCCUCUAAUCCCGCAACCUCCAACAUCUCCAUGCUCAACUAUUUACAAGACCUCAUUAUCUCAAUCGUCUACCAAGACAAUGCUGCAGACUACCUCCUCACCUCCAUGGUCAUAAGCGUGCCAGUCGGUAAACCAAUAGACACGCCUACCUUGGCAUCCUCCUACCGAGGCCCCGGGUGUGUCAUGCUGUCGAACUUGCUAUUUAACGUGCGGACAACGUACAGCGAUAGUACCAAGAUGCUGCAGAUGGUUCUCCUUCCGAGAACGACACUUGGCUAUGUUCCAGUAAGUCAUAUUAGGGAGCUGAGCUUCUUGCUGCGUGGGGUGCAGACGUACAAUUACCCUAAUGGUGAAAAGACGAUAUUGUUCACUGGGCAGCCUUUCUACAAGAGCGUCGCGAAGGGGGAGGCUGCUAAGUUUUCUGCAGUUCUUCAACCUUCUCCAAGCCUUGGGCUAUCUCUGCCUAGUCCAUCUAUUGGCGACGACUCUUUUUCAACGGACGCGUAA